AACAACUAAUAGUCUGGAAUUUUUAAUUUUUAAAAUUAAGCAGUGUAAACAAGUAUACAAACCAAUGAGGGGAGGGGACUUGUGGGGGAAAUAAAUGGAGGUGACCAGUAGCCAUUGUCUACAUACGAUACAUUUACAUUUCAGAAGCAAGCAAGACAGACGACAGACACAGGCAGAAGAAAUUAUUGGCACUUGGCAGCUGGAACCAGUCCAUCCCUUCUUUACUUUUUAGCAGUACUUCCUCUCUGUGAACUCUUGAAUGUGUUGUUUCCCUUCACCAUUCCCUCCUCUUCUCCUGUCUUGAUUGAGAGCCCAUUUUCUCUUUUGUCCAUGACCAGAAAACUAGGGGCAAUGCUGCUGAAGCAGCAUCGCCCACCUUUCUUGAUAUCCACCAUCAUUUGCUUCUUCUUGAUUUCCCAGAUCUGUUUUUCAGCAUCAGCAGAAGAAGAUAUUGAUGGUCAUGAUCUAGACAGAAUCAAGAAUGAUCUCCAGAAGUUCAACUUUGAGAACCCAAGUCUCCAACAAGCCUACAUUGCCCUCCAAGCAUGGAAGCUGGCCAUCUUCUCUGAUCCAUUCAACUUCACCAAAAACUGGGUAGGGCCAGAUGUCUGCUCCUACAAUGGAGUCUUCUGUGCUCCAUCUCCUUCCAAUGCUUCCCUCAGAGUGGUUGCCGGCAUUGACCUCAACCACGGCGACAUUGCCGGAUACCUCCCUCCCGAGCUCGGCCUCCUCACCGAUCUGGCCCUCUUCCACCUCAACUCCAACAGAUUCUGCGGCGUAAUCCCCAAAACCUUCAAGAACUUGAAACUCCUAUUCGAGCUGGACCUCAGCAACAACAGGUUUGUUGGAGGGUUUCCUGGAGUAGUCCUCUCAUUGCCUCUCCUCAAAUUCUUGGACCUGAGGUUCAAUGACUUUGAAGGGCCGGUUCCAUCACAAGUAUUCGACAAGGAUCUCGAUGCAUUGUUCCUCAAUGACAACAGAUUCCGCUUCCGAAUCCCACCAAAUCUGGGCAACUCCCCUGUUUCUGUCCUUGUUUUGGCUAACAACAAGCUAGGAGGGUGCAUCCCAGGCAGCAUUGGCAACAUGGCAAGAACGUUGAACGAAUUAAUCUUUCUAAACGACAACCUCACCGGGUGUAUUCCGCCGGAGAUUGGACUGCUGACGAAGCUCACCGUGUUUGACGUGAGCUUCAACAGCCUCCAGGGGCCGCUGCCAUCGACCAUUGGCAGAAUGAGGAGCCUGGAGCAGUUGGAUGUGGCGCACAACCGCCUCACAGGUGUGAUUCCGGCCAGCAUUUGUCAGCUUCCCAAUCUGCAGAAUUUCACCUAUUCUUUCAACUACUUCACUGGGGAGGCUCCGGUUUGUGGUGCCAUUUCUGGGAGAGUUGCCGAUGGGAGAGAGAACUGCAUUGCCGGGAAGAGUAAUCAGAGGUCGGCUGAGGAAUGCUCUUCUGAUGCUGCUAAGCCUUUUGACUGUAGAAAAUCUCAGUGCGGGAACUUUGCUCCGAAGCCGCAGCCGCGGACCAGGAGAAGUCCAGGCGUGGGUUCAAAGCCUCCAUCACCGAAGCCUAAUCAGACUCCGAGACAGUUCAAGCCCGCAUCUCCUCCGCCGCCGCCGCCGACUUCGGAGUCUUCCCCAUCUACUAGAUCGCAUCCUCCACCACCGCCAACAGCGUCAACGCCAACACCCACGCCCUCGCCAACACCAACUCCGACACCUGGACCAUCCCAUCCUCCGCCGCCUACUGAGGGAGUUUCUCCGGUGACUCAUAACCGACCACCGCCUCCUCCUGGACCGGUGAACCCCAAGCCCGUACAUUCACCUCCAUCACCACCACCUCGGGUAUACUACCAGCCACCUCCACCGGUAGAGACCCCACCUCCUACUUAUCAACCUAAAGCACCUCCACCACCGCCAGUUUACACUCCAGCACCAACUUAUCAUGCUCCGCCGCCCCCAGCUCCUACUUAUCAGCCUAAAUCACCUCCUCCACCGGUUUACACUCCAACACCAACUUAUCAAGCCCCGCCGCCUCCACCACCACCACCUGUGUAUGUAACAUCUCCUCCUCCUCCUCCACCUGAACAUAAACCGCCAACUACUCCAGCUCCUUCACCAGGAGCGUAUGCACCAAACCCAUCGCAUCCUCUUCCACCACCACCGCCACCCUACAAAUGUAAUGAACCACCACCACCACCACCACCUGAAUGUAACGAACCUGUCCCACCACCACCACCACCUAUUGAACAUCAUUGGCAGUCACCUCCAUCUCCUCCACCACCCAGUACUCCAUAUCACUACACCUCCCCACCACCACCACCACCAUCGCCACCUCCUCCAUAUGUAUAUAAAUCACCGCCACCUCCAUCACCAUCGCCACCGCCUCCAUACAUUUAUUCGUCCCCACCGCCGCCAUCACCAUCCCCACCUCCACCAUACGUGCAUCCAUCACCGCCGCCACCCGAGAUGAACGUUCCCCUUCCUCCAAUAACAGGAGUCUCUUAUGCAUCACCGCCACCACCUACAAUUCCAUACUAUUGAACCCUUCUCAAGUGAGAGGAUUUGGAUGGGGAUUCAUUUGCUGCAUGCAUGCAAAUAGCAAAGUUACAAAGGAGGGCUCAAAGUGGUUGAAUUUUGGGUUUGACUUUUGAGAGGCUGCUUUCUAGUUUUGAGCAAUAAUUUUUAUAUUAGAGAUAAAAGUAGUCUCAUAUGAAUUUUUUUGGGCUAUUAUUUUUUUUUUUUUGUUUUCAUUUCUUUGGGGGCCUAAUCAAAAUUGAUUAGGGUAAAAAAAAAAAAAACUCAUUUUGGAGUUUCUUGUGUUGUGUCAA
This is a messenger RNA of Coffea eugenioides, 2828 nucleotides long. RefSeq names its product leucine-rich repeat extensin-like protein 4. Lineage: Eukaryota; Viridiplantae; Streptophyta; Magnoliopsida; Gentianales; Rubiaceae. The record is from RefSeq and is a predicted model, not a curated record. The transcript is spliced from 2 exons. The coding region runs from base 331 to 2541 and encodes 736 amino acids. Gene Ontology annotation, molecular function: protein binding.